Molecule: messenger RNA, 750 nt
Organism: Bathycoccus prasinos
Lineage: Eukaryota; Viridiplantae; Chlorophyta; Mamiellophyceae; Mamiellales; Bathycoccaceae
Exons: 1
Coding region: 1-750 (249 amino acids)
Biological process (GO): defense response
Source: RefSeq, a predicted model, not a curated record
AUGACGACGACUAUUACGACGACGUUACGCAGAGGAUCAUCUCUGAGGGGGGUAUCGUCUUCAUCGAACUGCUGCAAAAACGACGCGCUCGCCUUAAAAGCUUUAAUGGGGAAAAGACGUAGUGCGUCAUCAUCGAUUAGUUUUCCCCGGAAUCAUGAAGGAGGUCGGAAAAAACAAUCAUCUUUUGUCUUGAAAGCAACGAACGAGGACAACGAAAACGCAACACUCGCCACAGGCGAAAGGGAUUCUACCACGUCCUCCUCUGCCUCUGCCUCGACAUCGUCAUUCGAUAAAAACUUGAACAAAUUCGUAAAAAAAACCGCAACCACAUUCGCCCCUUCUUCGUCAGGAGACGCAAAGAAGAAAAAAAAUCCAGCGCAGAAAGGCACCGUCUUGUACCAAGUGUUUGAAGUCCAAGCGUAUUUGGCAAUCUUAAUCGGAGGUUUACUCGCAUUCAACGUGAUUUACCCAUCCGAGGAACCGACGAUUGCGAGAUUGAUGGGGAUGUGGUCCGUGUGGAUGUUUACGGUGCCGUCGUUGCGAGCGCGAGACUGCGGAGCGAAGGAGAAGGACGCGCUGAACGUGCUCUUCAUCGCGAUUCCAUUGAUUAACGUUUUGAUUCCGUUCGUUUGGAAAUCGUUCGCCGGGGUGUUCACCGCGGACGUUUUGUUGAUGUUAGGGGUAUAUUAUUCGAAAAAUGCGCCGCCGUUUGGCGAGGAAGAGUUGACGGUCGCGGAGCCGAGCGAAUAA